CGCGGUGAAUGGAGCCGCUGGGGCCGCCCGGCCGCGCUGCCCCCCCACGGAGCCGGGCCGGGAGCGCCUCCGGCGGCCGCGGCGGGGUAGUCCAGGCCCCUCCGUCAGGCUUGCGGUUUGGGAAGAAAAGGCGAUGCCUCCGCCAAGAAAAGAGCGAGCGCGGCCCCCUCCCCCCUCCGCCGAGCCCGGGCGGCGGCGGCGGCACAUCUAACGCGCGGGCACCCGGGCCGCCGCGGCCCCCGCAAAUAAACCCAGCCUCGGCCCCCGCCGCUCAUUGGCGCGGGCCGCAGCCAGCGCACCCAGACCCUGCGCUGCCCUCGGACCGGGCACGGAGCCCCAGCUGCGGAGGCCGACGGCACCCGGCCCCGAGCGCCUCGACGCCCAGCCGCGCGCGCCUUCUCCGCCAGGCCCGACGGACGGGAGCGGGGGCGAGGGAGCAGGAGCGGCCAGUGCCCCCGGCACCCCCGGCCCGGCACCCCCGGCCCGGCAUCCCCCGCCGCCGCCGACUCAAGGCCGCCCGCUCCCCGCAGGUGGACGCGGCCAUGGGCCGAGGGGUGCGCGUGCUGCUGCUGCUGGGCUUGCUGCACUGCGCCGGGGGCAGCGAGGGCAGGAAGACCUGGCGGCGCCGGGGUCAGCAGCCGCCUCCUCCCCCGCGGACCGAGGCGGCGCCGGCGGCCGGACAGCCGGUGGAGAGCUUCCCGCUGGACUUCACGGCCGUGGAGGGCAACAUGGACAGCUUCAUGGCGCAGGUCAAGAGCCUGGCGCAGUCCCUGUACCCCUGCUCGGCGCAGCAGCUCAACGAGGACCUGCGCCUGCACCUCCUGCUCAACACCUCGGUGACCUGCAACGACGGCAGCCCCGCCGGCUACUACCUGAAGGAGUCCAGGGGCAGCCGGCGGUGGCUCCUCUUCCUGGAAGGCGGCUGGUACUGCUUCAACCGCGAGAACUGCGACUCCAGAUACGACACCAUGCGGCGCCUCAUGAGCUCCCGGGACUGGCCGCGCACUCGCACAGGCACAGGGAUCCUGUCCUCACAGCCGGAGGAGAACCCCUACUGGUGGAACGCAAACAUGGUCUUCAUCCCCUACUGCUCCAGUGAUGUUUGGAGCGGGGCUUCAUCCAAGUCUGAGAAGAACGAGUACGCUUUCAUGGGCGCCCUCAUCAUCCAGGAGGUGGUGCGGGAGCUUCUGGGCAGAGGGCUGAGCGGGGCCAAGGUGCUGCUGCUGGCCGGGAGCAGUGCGGGGGGCACCGGGGUGCUGCUGAAUGUGGACCGUGUGGCUGAGCAGCUGGAGGAGCUGGGCUACCCAGCCAUCCAGGUGCGAGGCCUGGCUGACUCCGGCUGGUUCCUGGACAACAAGCAGUAUCGCCACACAGACUGCGUCGACACCAUCACGUGUGCGCCCACGGAGGCCAUCCGCCGUGGCAUCAGGUACUGGAAUGGGGUGGUCCCGGAGCGCUGCCGACGCCAGUUCCAGGAGGGCGAGGAGUGGAACUGCUUCUUUGGCUACAAGGUCUACCCGACUCUGCGCUGCCCUGUGUUCGUGGUGCAGUGGCUGUUUGACGAGGCACAGCUGACGGUAGACAAUGUGCACCUGACGGGGCAGCCGGUGCAGGAGGGCCUGCGGCUGUACAUCCAGAACCUCGGCCGCGAGCUGCGCCACACGCUCAAGGACGUGCCGGCCAGCUUUGCCCCCGCCUGCCUCUCCCAUGAGAUCAUCAUCCGGAGCCACUGGACGGAUGUCCAGGUGAAGGGGACAUCGCUGCCCCGAGCACUGCACUGCUGGGACAGGAGCCUCCAUGACAGCCACAAGGCCAGCAAGACCCCCCUCAAGGGCUGCCCCGUCCACCUGGUGGACAGCUGCCCCUGGCCCCACUGCAACCCCUCAUGCCCCACCGUCCGAGACCAGUUCACGGGGCAAGAGAUGAACGUGGCCCAGUUCCUCAUGCACAUGGGCUUCGACAUGCAGACGGUGGCCCAGCCGCAGGGACUGGAGCCCAGUGAGCUGCUGGGGAUGCUGAGCAACGGAAGCUAGGCGGACUGUCUGGAGAAGGAGCUGGCACUGAGGGACCCAGACACCCGCUGCCCCAGUGCCACCUCACCCCUCACCAGCAGGCCCUCCUGUCUCUUCAGGACAGGGCCCCAGCCAUCCCCCUGUCUGGGUCUGCCCACUGCCCUCCUGCCCCGGCUUUCCCUGCCCCUCUCCCACAACCCAGCCAGAGACAAGGGACUUGCUGUCAUCCCCAGCUGUGGCCUGGGGGUCCUUCCCGACGACGAGGGGGUAGCCAGAAGAGAAGCACUGGAUUCCUCAGUCCACCAGCUCAGACAGCCCCCACCUGGCCCCACCCAUCAAGCCCUUUUAUAUUAUUUUAUAAAGUGACUUUUUUAUUACUUUAAUUAUAAAAAAAAAGGAAAAUAAGAAUAUAUGAUGAAUGAUAUUGUUUUGUAACUUUUUUUUAAGUGAUUUUAAAAAAAGAGACAAAAAAGAACCUCA
Molecule: messenger RNA, 2492 nt
Organism: Pongo pygmaeus (Bornean orangutan)
Lineage: Eukaryota; Metazoa; Chordata; Mammalia; Primates; Hominidae
Gene: NOTUM
Product: notum, palmitoleoyl-protein carboxylesterase
Exons: 11
Coding region: 9-2033 (674 amino acids)
Biological process (GO): protein depalmitoleylation; negative regulation of canonical Wnt signaling pathway
Molecular function (GO): palmitoleyl hydrolase activity
Source: RefSeq, a predicted model, not a curated record